GAUAUUAUAUCCACAACAACUACACUAGAAAAUAAUUCAAAGUUAAGAGAAGGAUCAAGAAAAUGGAGUUGGAUAUGGGAUCAUUUUAAAGAUUUACCCACUAACCAAGGGUCUAAAGAAUGGUGCAAAGAACUAAAAAAGAUGGAAAAUAAGUAUGGAAUUAUGAAAUUUGGAAGACAUGAAUUAUAUGUUUCUCAAUUAGCAAACAAUGAAAAAUCCCAUCAAAUAAAAGAUAAUGGCAUUUAUAAAGAACAAGUAAAUAAAGCUUUGGUUAAAUUCAUAGUUACUGAUUCUCAGCCAUUUUAUAUGCUAGAAAAUCCAGGAUUUAUAAAAUAUUCACUAGUGCUUAGUCCAUUCUACAAAUUGCCUAGUAAUAAAGGAAUAAAAAAUAAAAUUUAUUUGGCUUAUGAUUGGAUGUCAGAAGUUGUUCGUAGUAAGAUUCAUUGGAGUCACAUGUCAUAUAUUGAUCCACAAUUUGAAAUGCAAGAAACUACUCUGGUAAUUCAUGAAUUAAAACAUCUGCAUUCUGGUUUUACAAUUGCUAUUACUUUAAAAUCAAUUCUUCAAAAUUGGAGUAUUAAUGAAAAAUGUUUUAUGAUAACUACAGACAAUGCAAAAAAUAUGAUAAAGGCAAUUAAUAAAAUUGAAGGAGUUAAUCAACUUGCAUGUAGUACACACACUUUACAACUUGUAGUGAGUAAAGGUCUUUUGCCAAUUAAGACAUUGGUUUUAAUGGAUGAUUUAGUUAAAAUUUUGCAUCCUUUUGCAAAUACUACAAAAAUGCUUGGUGGAAGCAAAUACACUACAAUGUCAUUUAUGUUUACAGCUAUAUCUUCAUUAAAAAAAUUGCUUAAUAUUGAUAAUAACAUUCAAAUUACAGUAGAUCUUGAUAAUUCAAAUACUGUGUUUGAUGAUAAUUUAGAUUUAUAA
Cetraspora pellucida is the source of this 930-nucleotide messenger RNA. NCBI's taxonomy places the organism in Eukaryota, Fungi, Glomeromycota, Glomeromycetes, Diversisporales, Gigasporaceae. The record is from the annotation of a GenBank genome assembly.